GCCACUCCCCAGACCCUUGGCCUCCGUUAGAGGAAUAACGGUUGUUGUUCUCAUUGAAGAGACAAAGAAACAGCCACAGAGAUAAGGAAACACUAUGGCUGCAGUCAGCUGGCAGGUCAAACAGCAGAAGUGGUGGCAGUCCCCAUCCCGGCUCUGCAUUCAAUCCCUCGACACCCCGUCCCUGUCCACGGAGAACCAUGCGCAGAAGGAGCCGGGGAGGUGCUGGCGUGGGGCUGUGCGGCGCUGGAGCCCAUCCGCGCUCCCAGCCUGCCCAUCACGUGUCAGCUCUUGGAAGCCACCCCAUCUCCUUCCUCUGGUGCGGUUGCUGCUUCCACCACUACAGCGAGUGCAAGGAGGGAGCCCGGCCUCACGUCUUGGCCCUGCUGGCACACACGCCCAUCCCUGCCGGCAGUGGGAGAACUGUACUGUGUUUCAGCAUGCGAACAGCCUGGGGAGCAGGAGACGGAGCACUGCUUUGCUUCGUGAGGAUUUCCUCGGUUUCGCUGGACGGCUGAGGAAUGUCUAACACUAACCACAUCCAGAUGUGUCGACUUGGCAGCCCACUGCUGAGACGUUACCGAGGGGACGCCGGAUCAGCGCUAUCAAAUAGGAUUUGAAGAACGGAUCAAAUGAGGCAGAAGAUCUCCAGGAAAAGUAUGGACAUUGGUGCCAGGCAGCUCAAACACAGCUUUUAACAGUCCCAGAAACACUGCAGAGACAAUGAGAGUUCGUCUCAAAGGGGAUGCGAUCUGUACCCUCUUCCUGCUGGUAGCGCUUUGCUCUUUACUCUACUCCCAGCUGGAACAUUUAGUCCCCGUAGGAAACAAGCAGCUGACACAGAAGAAGCCUUCAGCAACACCAAAAACAUUCUCUGACUCCAGAGCACCCUGGAGACCGAUGCCAGCAGAGGCAACGGAACCCAGGCUCCAAGUAACUCCUGUCCUUAGACAAAGAGAAGUGGCCAACAAAAGGGUCCAAACAACAACUCCAUCCCCGUUGAGUGAUUCUGCCUUCAACUUCAAGCGCUAUCUCCUAAACAAGGAUAAUAGGAACUUCAAUCUCCUCAUUAACCAGCCCAAGAAAUGCAGGAGAACACCUGGAGGUCCCUUUCUGCUCAUUGCUAUCAAAUCAGUAGUUGAAGACUUCGACAGACGCGAGAUUGUCCGGAAAACUUGGGGCAGGGAGGGUCUGGUGAAUGGGGAGCAGAUCCAGCGGGUGUUCCUCCUAGGAACACCAAAGAAUAAGACAGUGCUGGCCACGUGGGAGACCCUGAUCCAGCAGGAGAGCCAGUCGUACCGGGACAUUUUACUCUGGGACUUCAUGGACACUUUCUUCAAUCUGACCCUGAAGGAGAUCCACUUCCUGAACUGGGCUGCUGAGUUCUGCCAUAACGUGAAGUUUAUUUUUAAAGGUGAUGCCGAUGUUUUUGUCAAUGUUGAGAACAUUGUUGACUUCCUUGAGAGACAUGACCCCACUGAGGACCUCUUUGUUGGAGACAUCAUCUACAAUGCCCGCCCUAUCCGUGUCCGAAAGAGCAAAUAUUACAUCCCAGAAACGAUGUAUGGGCUAAGCAUCUAUCCAGCCUAUGCAGGGGGAGGAGGGUUUUUGCUGUCCAGCCACACCAUGAGGAAGCUUUCUAGGGCUUGUAAAGAAGUGGAACUCUUCCCCAUUGAUGAUGUCUUUUUGGGCAUGUGCUUACAGAGAAUCAACCUCAAACCCACCUUGCAUGAAGGAUUCAAGACCUUUGGCAUUGUCAAGCCCUCUGCUGCCCCACACCUACAGACAUUUGACCCCUGUUUUUACAAAGAUCUCAUGGUAGUCCACAGUCUGAAAGUUGCUGAGAUCUGGCUAAUGUGGAACCUGCUCCACAAUCCACAUCUUUCCUGCACUCAGAAGAAGCAAGUGAAGAAGCCCUUCCAAUGGAAAAAGAAAGCUCAAACAACAACACAGGUAUCACCCCCCAGGCUUGUGGUCAGCAAGAAAACCAUACUGAGAAAUGAGAUGGAACUGAACUCUUGAGGGAUGAGUGCAUCAAACGCCUCCAAGAGCAACAAACAGCUCCCCCACCAGUCCUGACCAGCCCAAUGCUCGCUCUGCAACUCAUCCAAACCCCACUUCUCACUGAUCUUCUCUCUUUCCUUCCAUGUCCCAGCCCAUUCACUGACAAUCCCAGUGCUGAGACCAGAGAAAAAUAAAGUACCACAGGCCUUCA
Molecule: messenger RNA, 2212 nt
Organism: Strigops habroptila (Kakapo)
Lineage: Eukaryota; Metazoa; Chordata; Aves; Psittaciformes; Psittacidae
Gene: B3GNT9
Product: UDP-GlcNAc:betaGal beta-1,3-N-acetylglucosaminyltransferase 9
Exons: 5
Coding region: 721-2019 (432 amino acids)
Cellular component (GO): membrane
Molecular function (GO): hexosyltransferase activity
Source: RefSeq, a predicted model, not a curated record